CAAACCAUGCAGGGAAGACUCGUGAGUUUAAAACUCAAUAACCAGAGGACUCGAACGCACGGAUAUGUUGCUGCAGCGCGCUAUUUUCUCCCCACUCUUGUCUCCAUGGAGGGGUCAAACCUCCGCCAGGAAGAGGACCUUAAUGCCUCCUCGCUUGGCCGCUACGCUAAGAAACAACUCCGGCCUCCGAGAUGUCAAGGAGCGGACGCUCGUUGCUGUUAAACCAGACGGCGUCCAGCGUCGCCUUGUGGGACAGAUCAUUCGUCGUUUUGAGCAAAGGGGCUUCAAGCUGGUGGGCCUGAAAAUGUUACAAGUGUCAGAGGAGCUGCUGUCUCAGCACUAUUGUCAACUGACACAGAAAGCUUUCUACCCCAGUCUGGUGCAGUACAUGACCUCUGCUCCUGUGGUUGUCAUGGUAUGGGAAGGUCACAAUGUGGUGCAGGCAUCACGUGUGAUGGUGGGACCCACCAAUCCUUCUACUGCCCAAGCAGGAACAGUCAGGGGAGAUUUUAGCCUUCAUGUCAGUAGGAAUGUGGUCCAUGCCAGCGAUUCCCUGGAGGGAGCUGAGAGAGAGAUUCAGCUGUGGUUUCAAGGAAAGGAGCUCCUAAAGUGGGAAUGUUGGGACCAGACUAUCACCUGUGAGGAGUGAAGAUGCUGAGCAGUGAGGAUCAGUGAUGCUACCUCUUCUCUUGCUGCUAGUUGAAAAACGGUCCUCGAACCGCGAGCCUGAAAACCCUGCUCAGUAUUAAUCCUUGCAUCAUUCAGCUCAGGAAACAAAUAAUUGUGUAAUUUAAAUGACAUGAACAACUACACUUAAACAGGUUUAACAUUCUUAUCAUGGCAAAAUGUGUAUGUUACAUAAAGGCAGUGGUGAUUGAUUGCAGCUUUCUGCAAUCACCUAUAUGUCAGAAUUAUUUUAUUUGCAUACAGUUCAGUCAAACUUGUACUCAUUCUGGGCUUGAAUGUAUUUUUUGGGCCUCUAAUGACUUAUUUGAACUGUUUGAUUGAAUGAUAACAAAAACGAAGUACACAGAAUCUAGUGUAACAUGAUACAUACAGAAAUACAGUGACAUUAGUCAUGUAAAACGUGGUGCUGAAGGUUCCAGAUUGUCUUUUAACUUGACAAGGCCAACCCCUAUUUACUGCAAUAAUGACAGUAGAAUCUAGGUCUAAAACUACAUGUUUUUUUACAGGGACCAUGCAAUGAAAGCAUUAGACGCAAGGUAAAGAGGCUCUGUACCAGAUUAUAGUCUUCUCACUAAUUUAAAUCUGUAGUCCAUGUAGCAGGCAAAAUAAUUUACACUUUAGAAACACACAUACUUAAAGGGAAAGUGCACUUUUUUUGGAAUUUUGCCUCUCGUUCACAAUCAUGAGACACAAGAAGACAAAAAGGUUGGGGUUAUUUUCGACUUUCUAACAUAAAAAUUGGCUUGUUUUAGGUGUCUAGCAAUGCAGCUAAUAUGAGCAAUCAAUUCCACCUCUAAAUCACUUUACAAAUGCAUUCAAAAACCGUCAACAGUACUUCAUUUAUGUUCCGUAACCCAUGUAAUAACCAAGCUGUAGCGAUAUUGUUAUUGUAAGAGCGAACACUGAGGAACUUUUUUUCUAUCGUAGUGCUUUGUUUGGUAUUAGCCAUAAAAGCUAGCUACGGCAAGAGAUAAGCUGGCUUCUACAAGAACAUGAAAUACUUCUGGGUUUGUAAUGCACAACAGUGCAAUAAGACACUAAUUUGUAGUGACGGGAAAAAAAUGAACAAUCAUAUUAUAGUAUCUGUAAAGUAUUAGCCCACAUUUCUGUAUGUACUGUAGUUGUAAUGACACACAUGGCGUGCUACAUGUAUCAUGAUGGAUAUUUAUAAUUGGUGUGGUCCAGCUGGCCGGGGACGUUUCCUGUUGAUUUGGGGUAAGCAAUCCAUUUAUGUCGAAAUAGCUUGGCUACAAGUUCAAAAUAGCGUCAAAAUCGCUUUCAUCUCCCUCUCCCGGCUGCUCCAAUGUCUCACUCUUCCUUUGUGCUGGCUUCUAAAAGCAGCAGUAUAUUUAGCUUCAAAAGUACAAGGUUGUGAAUCCUCAUAUGUACAAAAAUAGUCAUCUUUGUUGUCUGUUACCAAGUCUGCCAUGAUUAGAAAACACUCGUGUUUGAUUCCGGAAGUAGGAACACAAGUUGUUGCCAGAAAUCAGACAUGCGCUGCUAUGGGAACUGACAUCAAUGCGUGGAAUAAAUCAGUCCCGGAAAUGAUUAAAAUGAUCAAAAUACGAUACAUAUUACCGUACAUAUUGUUAUGAAUGUUUUAGUUACUACAUAUAUACUUGCACUGUGUAUAUAAAAUGUUGAUGAGGGUUUUGAAGUUGUUUUAGAGGGCUUUGAAGGCUACAACGGUGACUCCCAUUACCUGCCUCUUUCAAGCGUUUUUUUCUCAUCUUUAAAAUCAUAAAAAAAAAAGACAUGCGUGUUCUUGUCUCUUAUAAUGAUUGUGAAGGGUAGGCAAAAUUCCCAAAAAAGUGCAGUUCCACUUUAAAGCGCAGACUAUAAAACACAAAAAAGAAACAUGAAUGCUGACACACUUGGUUUCUUCUUGUCCAGGACUUCAGGGCUUGUUUGUACAAGGAUUGUAGUGGUUUCAAAGUUGUGUUUUUUGCUAAUGACCAGCAUGAUAUGGAGUAAUAAAAUGCGAUACCAUGACAUUCAAAAUAAGUUAAGACGCCUGGGGAGUGAAUGAGAAUGUGCAGUGUUGUAUUGUAUUUCAGGGUGCAACUCAUCUGUUUUGUGUUUUUUUUAAGUUAAGUGUGGGAUCUAAUGUAACACCAAGAUACUUAAACUCUGUGACAUUAUCAA
Nerophis lumbriciformis (worm pipefish) is the source of this 2832-nucleotide messenger RNA. RefSeq names its product NME/NM23 nucleoside diphosphate kinase 4 (gene nme4). The record is from RefSeq and is a predicted model, not a curated record. Gene Ontology annotation, biological process: GTP biosynthetic process; UTP biosynthetic process; CTP biosynthetic process. Lineage: Eukaryota; Metazoa; Chordata; Actinopteri; Syngnathiformes; Syngnathidae. Gene Ontology annotation, molecular function: nucleoside diphosphate kinase activity.